AUUUAUCAUAGCAAAAGAUUUUUUUCCCAAAAAAUUAGAAACAGAAGAAAAAUGUUGAUCUUAGGAGAACCCAAACGAUUUCGUUUUAUGGAGGCAUUGGCCGCCGUCUUGAUAUGUGUGGGAUCGUUAGGUGUUGCAAUGGCUGCGGCGGCGGAAAGCGGAGACGCCCAAAUAGUGAAAGAAAGAUCUAAUGGAAUGGUGGAAUAUACGGCAAUGAAUUGCCGUAAACACAGCGCGGUUUUGACAGAUUUUGGAGGCGUUGGAGACGGGAAAACGCUGAACACAAAGGCUUUUCAGGCCGCCGUCGCCAACCUGAGCAAAUACGCAAAGGACGGUGGCGCCGAGCUUAUUGUACCGCCCGGGAAAUGGCUGACAGGUAGUUUCAGCCUUACUAGCCAUUUCACCCUUUUUCUCCAUAAGGAUGCUACUAUUCUUGCUUCUCAGAACGAAGCGGACUAUCCUCUAACUGAUCCAUUACCAUCCUUUGGAAGAGAAAAGGGGUUUCCUGAUGGGAGGUUUUCUAGUCUCAUCGUAGGAUCAAACCUUGUUGAUGUUGUAAUUACUGGUAAUAAUGGGACAAUUGAUGGACAAGGUAAAGUUUGGUGGGACAAAUUUGAAGCUAAAAAACUCAAGGCACAACGUCCAUUAUUGAUUGAGAUUUUGCAUGCUACUGACCUCCAAAUCACUAACAUUACCCUAAUUAACUCUCCUAUGUGGCAUGUUCAUCCCGUUUACAGCAGAAAUGUGUUGGUCAAAGGAGUAACAAUAAUUGCUCCGGUUGAAGUUCCAAACACAGAUGGAGUAAACCCAAAUUCUUGCACAAACACAAAGAUAGAAGAUUGUUACAUAGUAUCAGGAGAUGACUGUGUGGCCGUGAAGAGCGGGUGGGACCAGUACGGAAUCAAGUACGGAAUGCCCACAAAACAGCUCAUCGUCCGAAGACUAACAUGCAUUUCCCCUAACAGUGCCAUGAUAGCCUUAGGAAGUGAAAUGUCCGGCGGCCUCGAGGACAUCAGAAUCGAAGACGUCAUGGCGUUCGACACCGAAUCCGCCGUCAGAAUCAAGACGGCGCCGGGAAGGGGAGGCUACGUGAAAGACAUAUACGUGAGGAACAUGAAGCUAGACAACAUGGGAUACGUUUUCUGGGUCUCAGGAAAGUACAAGACCCAUCCCGAUGAUGGGUUUGACCCGAAAGCUCUUUCCAAGAUCAAGAACAUCAACUUCAGAGACGUCGUGGGAAAGAACGUGAACAUGUCGGGAUCUUUUGAUGCCUUCCCGGACGACCGGUUUACCGGUUUCUGUCUAUCAAAUGUGACGUUGACUGUGAGUCAACACCCGAAAGAGCUGCAGUGGAACUGCACGGACGUUGAGGGAGUUUGGAGCGACGUUAGUCCUAAGCCAUGCAGUUUGUUGCAUGAAAAAGGCACGGCGAAGUGCACUUACCCAACGGAUAAGCUGCCUAUUGAGAGCGUUGACCUCAAAACGUGUGUAGUCAAGGGAGUUUCUUCCUCUUGAUUGAGUUAAGUAUUGUUGUAAUAACUUGAAAUUCAUUUUUCUUUGGUAGGAUAAUGAAUUGAUGUACACCUACCUUUAAGGUCUUAGAUAGAAGCAACCUCGAUCUCCAAUGUGCAUUAUAUCAAUAUGCAUGUGCAUUGAGAGAGACGGAUAUGUAUCAAAUUAAUGAG
Cuscuta epithymum is the source of this 1685-nucleotide messenger RNA. The record is from the annotation of a GenBank genome assembly. Lineage: Eukaryota; Viridiplantae; Streptophyta; Magnoliopsida; Solanales; Convolvulaceae.